Zootermopsis nevadensis is the source of this 525-nucleotide messenger RNA. The record is from RefSeq and is a predicted model, not a curated record. Lineage: Eukaryota; Metazoa; Arthropoda; Insecta; Blattodea; Termopsidae.
UUGUAUUUAUUACGUAAAUAAAGUCAAACGAUACAUUGACAGAUUCUGCACAAGUUCUAUCGCUAUAGACGACAUGUGGUCGGCGCGUUUGACCUACUUUCGUGGAUUACCCAUGAGGAAACAUGAUUUCGUAGGAUCUGAGGGCAACAGAAACAUUUAUGCCAAGUGUUUCGAAGGGUACGGGGAAAAAGUAAAAUAUGGCUUUAAUGCUGAUCAUCUAAGCUUGGAAUCCCCCAGAGAAAUUCCCUCAGAACAUGGGAACUCUGAACGACACGUCUCAGCAUCAAAGAGAUCCUUGACAAAACUUAAAAUGACUUUUGGACUCAACACAUCUUUAGAAAAACUUACUGAAGUAACAUCGACAAUUAGGAUGAUUAGAUGUGGACGAAAACGGACAUUUCCAGGUGUAAUUUAACACAACCACAAAAAACAGCAGGAUAUCCAGGGUAUUAUUCGAACCCGGGACCUUAUAAGCACAUAGCAGAUUUCAUAACCAGUUAAUUGCGAGUAUUAUUUUAGUUGGUC